Messenger RNA from Stomoxys calcitrans (stable fly), 1245 nucleotides. RefSeq lists its product as uncharacterized. Lineage: Eukaryota; Metazoa; Arthropoda; Insecta; Diptera; Muscidae. The record is from RefSeq and is a predicted model, not a curated record. The coding region runs from base 1 to 1245 and encodes 414 amino acids. The transcript has 3 exons.
AUGAAGAGCAAAACUGCGGCGGUUGAUGAUAUUUGGCAAAUGUUGCAGUCUAACUUAGCAGCAGGUUACACUCCGUAUGAUGCAGUGACCGUUGAUGAGCAGUUAUUUCCAUACAGAGGCCGCAUCUGCUUCACACAACACAUUCCACCGAAGCCUGCCAAAACGACAAAAGCAGCCGAUUUUGAUUGCGUUGCUCUAUUUGUAUCGGAUGUGGGCCUGUCGCAUGUCGGACUUUCGAAUGUGGGCCUGUCGCAUGCCGGCCUUUCGGAUGUGGGCCUGUCAAAUGUUGGCCUGUCGGAAGUGGGCCUGUCGGAUGUAAGCCUGUCGCAUGUUGGCCUGUCUGAUAUAGGCCUGUCCGAUGAGGGCCUGUCGCAUGUGAGCCUGUCGCAUGUGGGCCUGUUGGAUGUAGGCCUGUCGCAUGUGGGCCUGUCGGAUGUAGGCCUGUCGCAUGUGGGCCUGUCGCAUGUGGGCCUGUCGCAUGUCGGCUUUUCGGAUGUGGGCCUGUCGCAUGUCGGCCUGUCAGAUGUGUACAUGUCGAAUGUUGGCCUGUCGGAAGUGGGCCUGUCGGAUGUAGGCCUGUCCGAUGAGGGCCUGUCGCAUUUGUGCCUACCGGAUGUGGGCCUGUCGCAUGUCGUGGGCCUGUCCGAUGAGGGCCUAUCGCAUGUGAGCCUAUCGGAUGUGGGCUUGUCGCAUGUCGGUCUGUCGGAUGUGUGCCUGUCGAAUGUUGGCCUGUCGGAAGUGGGCCUGUCGGAUGUAGGCCUGUCCGAUGAGGGCCUGUCGCAUGUGAGCCUAUCGGAUGUGGGCGUAUCGGAUGUGGCCCUGUCGGAGGUGGGACUGUCGGAUGAGGGCCUGUCGCAUGCGGGCCUGUCGAUUGUGGGCCUGUUGCAUGUGGGUCUGUCGCAUGUGGGCCUGUCGAAUGUGGGCCUGUUGCAUGUGGGCCUGUCGGAUGUGGGCGUAUCGGAUGUGGGCCUGUCGGAUGUGGGCGUAUCGGAUGUGGGCCUGUCGGAUGUGGGCUUGUCUAAUGUGGGCAUGUCGCAUGUGGGCCUGUCGAAUGUGGGCCUGUCGAAUGUAGGCCUGUCGCAUGUAAGCCUGUUGGAUGUGGGCGUAUCGGUUGUGGGCCUGUCCAAUAUCGGCCUUUCGGAUGUGGGCCUGUCCAAUAUCGGCCUUUCGGAUGUGGGCCUGUCGCAUGUCGGCCUUUCGGAUAUGGGACUGUCGCAAGUCGGCCUGUCGGAUGUGGGCCUGUAG